AUGCAAUCGCGACGUAGACAAAAAACAACACCGAUUUUGCAACCAAUGGAUUUAGUAGUAGAAAUUUCGGUUUUAUUAAAGUGCCUUGACGCAAACAUUCAAAAUUUAUUGUUCGUUGCACUGAUAUUCUAUUUUAUUUCAUCAUCAACAUCACGGGAAUUUGUCCUUGAUCUUUAUAAUCAAAAUGCAUCAUCUAUAGAGUUGAAUACUAGAAGCAUUUGUAAAUGCAAAGCAAAGAUUACAAGACUCAACGUGUACAACAGUUCGUUGACAGUACUACCAAGUCGUUUCCUAAAAAAUUGUAUUGGACUAGACGAUCUGAAUCUAUCGGGUAAUAAAAUUGUGGAAGUUAAACACGACACAUUCGAAAAUUUAACUGAUUUGAAUGGCUUAGAUUUGUCAUUUAAUCAACUCACCAUAUUGCCCAAAGUCCUAUUCAAAUCGUUAGUGAAUUUGCUGUCAUUGAAGUUGCAGGGAAAUCAAAUCCAAAUAGUUGAUUCAGAUCUCUUUUUUCAUAAUAUAUAUUUGUAUACCUUAUACAUAAAUAACAACAGCCUUAACGUUAUUCAGCCAAAAUCAUUUCGUAAUAAUCUUUAUCUUUCGAAUUUGCAUGUUAACGACAAUCGUAACCUAAGUAAUAUUGAUUUAUUUCCUGAGGACCGCGAGACUCUCGAAUUAUUAGAAUUAUCCAAUUGUGGGUUUUCUCAACUUUACAUCCCCAAAAAUGUUGAAGAAAUUGAUGCAAGCUUUAAUGAAAUAAAUUCAGUUACGGCUCACCCCGAAAGUGUAUUGAAAAAUUUGAAAAUUGAUCAUAAUUCUUUGGCCAAUUUAGCACGUUUACCACGAUUAGACAAAUUAAAGUUAUUGAUUAUUCCCAUAAAUGCCAUCGAAUUCUUUGAUUUCCAUGAUCUUUCACGUUUCAAAAAUAUACGGUUGUUGUCGAUAGACCUAAAUCCAAAACAAAAUAUUAGUGCGGCUGACAUAAAAACAAUUUUACCAUUACUCAGUGAUUUGUACAUAAAUUCUCCUGGCAUAAGCAUCGAAAAUAAAAAACGAAUUUGGUACGAUUUCAAACGCAACGGAAUUAGUGUUGUUAUUAAUUUCGAUAGAUCGAUUGAACGAUAUUUUGACGAAAACACUGAGGAUGAAGAGGAAUGUUAGAAUAGGUGCAUAGUUAUAGAAAAAAUGUAACCAAAUGAAAUUAAAUUGUAAACAAUUCUUUUUUACGGAGAAAUAUAGUAGGCAUUUUAGCUUGUAAAAUGUAUCAAAACAUUCAAUAAAAUACAGUUCGCUUGGAACAAAACUGAAAAAAUGAUAAUAGCAAAACAACAUGUAUAUAUCUUGUGAAUCUAAUU
Molecule: messenger RNA, 1355 nt
Organism: Contarinia nasturtii (swede midge)
Lineage: Eukaryota; Metazoa; Arthropoda; Insecta; Diptera; Cecidomyiidae
Product: toll-like receptor 2
Exons: 3
Coding region: 1-1161 (386 amino acids)
Cellular component (GO): extracellular matrix
Molecular function (GO): protein binding
Source: RefSeq, a predicted model, not a curated record